AUGGGCGCCGUCGACAGAAUUUCCCAAAUCGGUGGCCAACUCACCGGCAAUCCUACCGCCGGCGGCCGCGAGAAGCUCCUCGAAAAGCACCCCGACGAUGUCGUCGUCACCGCCUGCUGCCGCAGCGCGUUCACCAAGGGCGGCAAGGGCGGCUUCAAGGACACCCCCGCGGCCGACAUCAUGGCCGGCAUCCUCAGGGCCAUCCUCGACCGCUCCAAGAUCAACCCGGCCCUGGUCGAGGACAUCGCCGUCGGCACCGUGCUCGCGCCGGGAGGCGGGGCGACGGAGAUGCGCGCGGCGGCCUUUGUCGCCGGCUUCACCGAGGAGACGGCCGUGCGGACGCUCAACAGGCAGUGCUCGUCUGGCCUGCAGGCGUGCAUCGACGUCGCGAACCAGAUCAAGACGGGCAUGAUUGACAUUGGCAUCGGUGCUGGUGUGGAGAGCAUGAGCUUGAACUACGGGCCCGGCGCCGUGUCUGAAUUCUCCGAAGAGUUUGCCAAGAACAAGGAGGCUGCCAACUGCAAGGUCCCCAUGGGCGUCCUCUCCGAGGCCAUGGCCAAGGACCUCGGCAUCGACCGCGCCAGCCAGGACGCCUUCGCCGCCGCCUCCUACCAAAAGGCCAUCAAGGCGCAAAAGGACGGCCUCUUCAACGACGAGAUCGUGCCCCUCAAGGUGCGCGUCCAGGACCCCAAGACGGAAGAGUGGAAGGAAGUCGUCGUGGACCGCGACGACGGCGUGCGCGAGGGCAUCACGGCCGAGUCGCUGGGCAAGAUCCGGCCCGCCUUCGCCAAGGACGGCUCCAUCCACGCCGGCAACGCCAGCCAGGUCUCGGACGGCGCCGCCGCCGUGCUGCUGAUGCGGCGCUCGACCGCCGAGAAGCUGGGCCAGACGAUCCUGGGCAAGUACGUUGCCGGCGCCGUCGUCGGCGUGCCGCCGCUGCUCAUGGGCCAGGGCCCCUGGAAGGCGAUCCCCAAGGCGCUCCAGAAGGCGGGCAUUUCCAAGGACGACGUGGACAUCUAUGAGAUUAACGAGGCGUUUGCGAGCCAGUGCCUGUGGUGCGCGAACCAGCUGGGCAUUCCGCAGGACAAGAUCAACCCCAAGGGAGGCGCGAUUGCGUUUGGGCACCCCCUGGGAUGUACGGGGGCGAGACAGGUUUCGACGUUGCUGUAUGAGUUGAAGAGGACGGGGAAGAAGGUUGGGAAUACGUCGAUGUGUGUUGGUACGGGGAUGGGGAUGAGUGCCGUCUGGGUUGCUGAGUAG
This is a messenger RNA of Trichoderma citrinoviride, 1260 nucleotides long. Its product is annotated as 3-ketoacyl-CoA thiolase. Gene Ontology annotation, cellular component: peroxisome. The transcript has 4 exons. NCBI's taxonomy places the organism in Eukaryota, Fungi, Ascomycota, Sordariomycetes, Hypocreales, Hypocreaceae. The record is from RefSeq and is a predicted model, not a curated record. The coding region runs from base 1 to 1260 and encodes 419 amino acids. Gene Ontology annotation, biological process: fatty acid beta-oxidation; phenylacetate catabolic process. Gene Ontology annotation, molecular function: acetyl-CoA C-acyltransferase activity.